AUGACCAACUCUGAUUCUAUGAAUUGGAGUCAGGUCGCUGCUAAAGGGGCCGGACUAAAGGUCCUCACACGAGCUCGCAAUCUCGAUGCACAAUCCACUCUCUCAUCCGAGACCUUGUACGAACACCCAGAUUACCAAGAUCAGCAAUUGGCAAGAAAGGCUGCCGCAAUUGUACGCCAAGCUCUUACACCCAAUUCCGUUUUGUUCUCUUUCCCACCAACGACCUUCACUCAUCGCACUGAGGCUUAUGAUGCCAUUGCCAAGGAUAUUGGACCUUUAGCUGCUGUCCGCCCGCUGAGUCUAUAUAGCACGCAUGCACGAGGCGACCUACUAAUUGAAGCCAAAUUUCAAUCCCCUGAUCACGCUAAACUUGCCAUCAAUAAUGGAAUCACUGUGGAUGGUAUUGUGCAUAAAGCAUCUCCUUCUGUCCAAGGUGUUGAGAAACCAUUGAUUCGGGUUCAAUUAAACCUUUUGCAUAUGGCAACAGGCGAUGAACUCAAAGAUGGACUGCUUUCAUCCUUACGAUUUUAUGGCAAAGUCUAUCAAAUUCGACAAAUCCUUUGCAAUGGCUACUUUGAGGGACAACUCACGAUUACUUUGGACCCCAGCCACGGUUACGAAGAUGAAAAGGGCGAAAUACAAGAUAGUCAACCAUUACAACGCAUGUUGUAUUUAGAGAAAUGGGAUCUCUUUGCACCAGCUUCCUUCAAGGGAGCUGCACCCAUCUGUUAUUAUUGCCGUCAAGCAGGACAUAUCCGCAGUACAUGUCCUGAAUUAGCCAAACGCCGUUGCUUUGGAUGUGGAGAAACUGGGCACACCAAACGUUUCUGUAAGAUUAAGGUGCCUCAACCUCAACCCGCAGGGACUGAGUCGGAAACUGAGCUUCUGGAUCGAUACCUCCAAGACUCAUGUACUGAUGAAGCGAUUGAGAAUUCGUCUCAAGAAGACACCGUGAAUGAUACGGCCAUGGAAGAGGCUAAGACUAGCGUGGAGGAUCAAGACGCAUCGGAGGAACAAGACUUUGAACGGGAUAUGGACGUUACCGAGGAGGAACAAGUGGAGUCGACGACAGAGGUUCGGGAUCCCAAUACCUCUAUCCUGGCUUCAAAACAUGCCCCUUAUGAUAAGGCCAUCAACAUGAAAGUGGACGAUCCGAAGGAAAUGCUCAGUAUAUCCACGGUGAAAGAAACCACCAGGGCCAAAUCAGAAAUGAUCAAACGAACACUAGUGAAACGACCAAAGUCAUUUCAUAAUGACACCAUGAAGAUAUCUCAAGCCGCUAUAAUGAAACCAGUGGUUCCAAAACCCACCAACAAACUAUCAUCAUCCGCCCAGUCAAAAACAUCAACCCGUCGUUCCUUUAUACACCACCUCAAAUCAUCUUCACUCGACCUCGACAUCCUUUGCCUUCAAGAAACCUCGACACUUACUCAUCAUGAUCACCUCACCACCUCCCAGCUCGACCAAUUUACUCGUUUCAUGUUUCCAAAUUGCUCAUCAGUCAUCACCAAGCAUGUUGCCAUCAUUUGCCUACGGCCUUCUCUUUCUCUGGAGUCAACUCUGGUUUCUAUGGAUGAACGUGUUGCUGUUGCAUCUGUUAAAGAUCAGCAUCAUCACACGGUCUGUCGUGUCAUCAAUGUUUAUGCCCCGGCUGACCAGAAAGUUCGUCAAGAUUUCUUGUGCACUUUUCUGUCAUUACCCUUUGUGAGUGAGGUGAAUGCUGAUCCUUGGGUGCUUUUAGGGGAUUUCAACAUGAACCUACACACCAGGACAGUGAUUCAAAAACCCGCUGUCAAACCAUGGUAUGAAUGGAUCAUGACGCACUUUGAUAAUUGCUUUCCUCAGGGAUCGUCAACUUUCACACGGGGUGAUUCCCGAUCUACCAUUGACUACAUCUUUGGUCAUCAUUCAAUUGCCACUCGUUUGGCCCAAGCGACUUUACACUAUAUGCCACCAGAUUGGACAGACCAUAGCCUUUUGGCUGUGGAUCUCUUGCCUCCAAGACAAGAUCAAGGCCGUGGUACUUGGAGGUUUAACCCCACUCUGCUAACCAAUGACACUUUCGUCAAACUGCUGGAUGAGACCAUCAAUCUAUUCUUUGAUCCUUUCAAUGAGCUUACAGCACCUGAAGGCUCCUCCUCACCACAAGCCCAAUGGGAAUCAUUGAAAAUAGUAUUGAAAUGUACAGCACAGCAAUUCUCUCGGGGUUCAACAUCACGUCGCAAAAAGCAAUUGACCAAACUCCAGGAGGCGCGCCAACAGGCCCUUACUAUACCAUCAUCACCUGGAUUAGCAGUACUUGAAAACAACAUCGACUCGCUCAUCAAAGAAAAUACGCAACAUGCUAUGUUACGUUCUGCCACUCGCUGGCACGAGAAUGGUGAACGCAAUAACAAGUACUUCUAUCAAGUAAUCAAAACACGGCAAGCUCAACAAACGAUACAGUCUUUGAAAUCCACUACCACAGGAGAGGUGUUAUUCAAUACGCAAGAAAUCAUCAAGGAAGCUCGGUCUUUCUAUCAACACUUGUAUACACCUGAAGAGAUCAACACUACGGCUGUGGAUGGAUUACUGUCCAAUAUUCCACCCAAUGUCAAAUUGGAUACAGCGGAUCGAACUCAAUUAAUGGCCACCCCACAUACAGGAGAAGUGAUGGAUAUUUUGGAUCACUCACCAUCAGGAAAAAGCCCUGGUCUCGAUGGCAUACCUUUUGAAGUAUAUAAACACCUGGCUGGUCGGUCAAUGCGCUUCCGCUCUCUUCUGCUGACGAUUAUACAGGAUGCAUGCCAUGGUGUCUUUCCUCAAACUUGGUGCUCUACACGUAUGGUGCUACUAUACAAGAAAGGCGAUCCGGAGUUGCUUGCAAAUUGGCGACCUUUGUCCUUGAUCAAUACAGAUGCCAAAUUGUUCACCAAGAUGCUUGCCAAUAGGGUCAAUGCUGUACUACCACGCCUGAUCAAUCCAUACCAAACGGGUUUUAUGCCACAUCGGCUGAUAUCCGAUAAUGGUUGGUUGAAUCAAAUACUUAUGCAUAAUUCCCGCCAAUCCAAUACAUCCAAGGACCAGGUAGCAGUGCUCCUAGACCAGGAAAAGGCUUACGACAGGGUUCAUCCUGAAUACUUACGACGAACACUGAUCCACUUUGGUUUUCCUGAUGCCUUUGUCUCGACUCUAUCGCAUUUGUUUUUCAACACUCAAAUACACAUAAGUAUCAAUGGAUGGCUUGGAGCGCCUUUUGAACAAGGUCGAGGUUUGAGACAAGGGGAUCCUUUGUCUCCUUUGCUUUUUAACCUCGCUUUUGAACCGCUACUUCGUACGAUUUUGUCAAGUCCGUUGACAGGUGUUUCUCUAUCACCAAUCACCACACGACGAGACCAGCCAAGCCCUACGAUGGUGCAUGAUCCGGAUACUACUUGGGAUAGCACCCAACAGCUGGACUGUAUUAGUGCAUCUUUUAUGAGCCAGCCAUCACCAGUGAAACUCUUAAGCUAUGCUGACGAUCUUGAAGUUUUCUUGUCAUGUCCAAACGAAUGGCCAAUACUGCUGGAUAUACUCAAUCAAUAUGGGCAAGCUUCAAACGCAAGAGUAAACUUGAGCAAGACGGUGGUCAUGCCCCUUUCCGGGCAGGCUAAUUCUACAUGGAGGACUCAGGCCAGUGAUUAUGGUGCCCAAUGGCACGAUGCCUCCUCCUUAGAUGCAGUGCGUUAUUUGGGCUAUCCGUUGUAUCAUACACAGACACAACUUUUGAACUUUUUGGAUGGUAUCAAGGUUAAGAUUGCACGGCAUGCCAAUAUACUCAAGGCUAGAAAUCUUUCGAUUCGCGGUUCAAGUCUGGUGGCCAACUCUCUACUCUUGUCACGGUUAUGGCAUGUUCUCCGGGUAAUCCCAGCCCCUGAAUCUUGGUUAAAGGAGGUAAAGUCUAUUGUGCAGAAGUUUGUCUUACCGUUCUGGCCGGCUCCCGCCUGGACGACACUAUGCCUACCUCGUCGCUUUGGUGGUAUUGGCCUCAUUGAUAUUGAGGAUCAAAGCCUCGCACUUCACUUCAUAUAUGUCCAACGCUUAUGUAUCCCCCAUCGCUCUUCUGAUUUUCUCUCUCCCUGGAUCAUCAAAUAUUACCAAGUUCUCACUGGUCACGCCUCCCUUUUACCAUGGUUCCUCUUUCCAUCCAGCUUCACCAAGUAUCUUGCCAAAGAUGACAACAUGGCUCACCUGAAUAAGCUCAUCGCUCGCUUACCGUCACUGGAUAUCUCACCAGAGUGGUCUGGUCGUUGGCUCCUUGAUCUACCUCUACAAAAUAUCCUACCACAAGAAAAGGAUAAACCCAAGUUAUCAAGCCGUUAUCUACUUUCUGAUAUUGUCAGCUGGCAUCCUCGCAAACAUUGUUUUAUAUUCCAUGCACAUCGACUCCGCCCAAGCCUUACCACGAUGGUCAACAAACUACAUGAGAAUCGCCUUGAUUAUGCUUUUGCUACAAUCCAACUCAACAACCAUGUCACCAUCAAAUUAUAUCGCACACUCCUUCUAACGCCACCACCUCAGCCAUACUCCCCACCAACAUCCUUGAUGCCAUCACUUACCCAUUGGAAUCAACAAAUCACAUCAUCCAAACGUUGCGAUAUUCCUGCUCUCUCUCUGGGUCAAAUACGACGUAUAUGGCAUCCUAACUGGAAGGCAAUGUUUCAACAACCACGUCCACCCGAAAUCGUUCAUCCUUUCUCUUUAUGUUUUUCUACUGCUAUUUGGCGUCAAUUCUGGCAUCUUUCUCUACCCAACAAGAGUAUCACGGUCUGGUGGCGCAUCCUUCAUGAUAGCGUUGCCUAUCGCACCAAACUUCAUCGCUGGGAACCAAGCAAGUAUCCAAGCACGGAAUGUCCCAUCUGUCAAGCUGCUCCAGAAACAUUAUAUCACAUGAUUGUUGAUUGUCCCAGGAAACGCCCGUUCUGGUUAGACGCUUUACAACAUUACCAAUUACUUGGCCUCCUUCCUUCUCAAGAUUCCCUCUGGCAUGCUUUCACUCAACUUCGAUCCACCAAUGGUUCACCACUCCCACCCUCGGUACUAAUUCGUUUGGGCUGCAUCCUGGCGGUACUCUGGAGACAUCAUUGGCGUUGCAUUAUUGAUGAUGAGCCUUGGAUCAGUGCCACCGCUUUCAAUACUCUAAAAUCCGACAUUCUAUAUCAAUCUUUUGUACCUUCUGAUUAA
This is a messenger RNA of Lichtheimia ornata, 5202 nucleotides long. RefSeq lists its product as uncharacterized. The coding region runs from base 1 to 5202 and encodes 1733 amino acids. The record is from RefSeq and is a predicted model, not a curated record. Gene Ontology annotation, molecular function: catalytic activity; zinc ion binding; nucleic acid binding. The transcript is spliced from 2 exons. Lineage: Eukaryota; Fungi; Mucoromycota; Mucoromycetes; Mucorales; Lichtheimiaceae.